This is a messenger RNA of Komagataella phaffii GS115, 2373 nucleotides long. Its product is annotated as Essential 88kDa subunit of the exocyst complex. Gene Ontology annotation, biological process: exocyst localization; exocytosis. The record is from RefSeq and is a predicted model, not a curated record. The transcript has a single exon. NCBI's taxonomy places the organism in Eukaryota, Fungi, Ascomycota, Pichiomycetes, Pichiales, Pichiaceae. Gene Ontology annotation, cellular component: exocyst. Gene Ontology annotation, molecular function: SNARE binding. The coding region runs from base 1 to 2373 and encodes 790 amino acids.
AUGUCCAACGUUGUACUGGGUAAGGUUGCUGCUCUUAUAAAGGCAGAAAAGGACCUUGAAAACAUCCCGGCAUUGAAAGAUGAAAUCUUGAAAGAGAAAAAAUCCAUCGAAUCGCAGCUGAGAUUGGAAACUGAAGGGCACCUCCAGAAAACCGUUCAGGGUAUACAGUCGUUGAGUGUCACUGUUGAUUCAUUUAAAGAACUCAAGCAGGAUUUACAAAAAAUAGAUGAGCUUGCGAAGCUGUCAGAGAGUGCCAUUGACCGGUAUGAUAUCGUUCAGAGGGCAACACAGCUUUAUGAAACAAUCCAAGAAGUCGAUGAAAUCUACAAAAAGCUAAACUCUUUUAACAGUUCACUGACUGAGGUAAACGCUCUGUGUGAUGAGGAAAUUCAAAGAGGCAUCGAUAUUGAUUCUGAGGUCCCAAACCUACUUCCAAUCCACUUUAGGCUGACAGAACUGAGAGAUUUUAGUGAGAAACUGACAGAACUAUCCACCAAUUCGCAGCAGGAUACUAAACAAACCAUUCGCAAACUGAACACCCUCUUGGAACCUGCCAUUGAAAAAUUCGAUUCCAUUGUAAGGGAAAUAAGCCUUGGUAUUACGGAGAGUUUGCGAGAGCGUAACUUUUCUUUGAUCAUUAGAUUGGCCAAAGUUUUAGACUAUGAAGAAAGAGAAGAUUUGAAGGCUCAAAUUUUUCAUGAAAUUGUAACCAAAGUUGAUAAGAGAAGCGAGGAUGAUAGUGAUGGGAAACGUCACUUGACGAGUUCCACAAAUUUUGUCUCAACACUGGAUGUUAUUGACUCAGAUACAAAAGGAGCAGAGCUUUAUCAAGAGCAGGUUGGAAGGUUGCAGCAGAGAAAAUACAAACAAUUGGCAUUUGAUGCGAUUGAAGAAUCAAUUAGAGACACAUUCAAGAACUGUAAAGAUACUUUUGUCGGCGACGACAGGUUCGAAGUCUUGAAUAACUUGGAUUGGGUUUAUCAAGACUUAGCAUUAAUUAGAGAAACGCAUGCGAUAUGUUUUCCUUCCAGGUGGAACAUGUUUCAUAUAUUCUUUCAAUGGUAUUACAAAUACUUGAAUCAAAUAAUAGUUGAACUGAUAGAAAGUGAACCGGAAACGAUUAUUAUUCUGGAUAUCCUUGAGUUUGACAAGAACUACACAAAUAUUAUGAGGCAAGAUUUUGGUUUUAGUAAAGACAAAAUUGUUUCUAUCAUAGGGGUUGAAAAUAGAGAGAAGUUACUGCAAGAUUACUUGAGUUUGAUCAUAGUGAAAAUGAACGAAUGGCUGUUCAACAUCGAAAAGAAUGAACAAGAAGCUUUUAUUAAAAGAGAGGAACCUCCUGCAAGAGAUGACCAAAAUCACUUCAGUUUACCGGGAGCCUUCAUAGUAUUUCAGAUGUUUCAACAACAAGCAACAGUUGCGACGGGGUCAGGUCAAGGCUUAAUUUUGGAUGGUGUGAUUAAACAUUUUUGUUCAUUACUUUCUAAAAGACAAAAUCAAUGGGAUAAGUUAUUAAAGUCACAACUCAACAGUCAGAUUCAGCAAAUGUCCGAAGAUGCCACGGAUGACGAAUUAGACGAUACCUCUAAGAUAGCUCCAGGAUUGAUGGAGUACAUUAUUGCCCUUGCUAACGAUCAGAUCAGUGGCUCUGAAAAGCUUGAAACUAUAGAGACUGAAUUUGUUGCAUUAGUGUCGAAAAAGUACCAGGUAUCCAUCUCUACAGAGAUUGGUAGAGCCAUUGAUGAUUGUGCCGAUUUAGCUCACGAUUGUCUGAACCAUAUCUUGGCGUUAGUCUUUUUUGAUGUUUCGGAGUUGGUCUCCAAAACAUUCAGCAAAGCUUGGUAUCCGGAUGGAUCCUCUUUUCUGAAUGAAACAGUAGCAUAUUUUGAAGAAUAUGUCCAUGAGUUCAUAGAAGAGAUGAAACCAGAUCUAUUGGCAAGUUUCCUUCCUGAACUUUUGAACAAGACAAUUUUGGAAUACUUUGCAUGCUUGGGUUAUAAACGUAAGUUCAAAGAAAGCAAAGUUUUUGACUGUGUUAAGCGAGAUGUACAGAUUCUUUACAGUUUUUUCUCCCAAUAUAUCGAAAAGGAAGAAGUUCAAGCCAAGUUUACUGUCUUUGAAAUAUUUUUGCAUAUAUUAGAGCUGGAGAAUGAGGCUGAUAUUCUGGAAGUCUGGAAAGAAUAUUUGCAACAGUUUAAUGAUUUAAGUCCACGAUUCCUAGAAGGAAUCCUUGCUUGCAGAAAAGACUUCGGAAGUACACAGACUAAGAAGAUAGUUGCAGAGGUGGAGAUGGUGAAUAGGAUUUUCGAACAUGAGUACUCUGAUUCUUUUGAGGCAUCAUUUAUGGGUAAAUUCCGACUAGCAGAGCCUUAG